GAUGAAAUCAUUCGCACUACAACAAAUUCUUUAUAGAAGCUUUUUGUACAUGUACAUUUUUUCUUACCAAUGUGUAAUUUUUCUACUUCUAACUCUCCGGUCCUUGUGGGCCCGGUUUAAUUGCUUACUUGAACCCUCAAGCAAAUUGGAUUUCACACCAGAAACCCUGAAGACUCCAAAACAUUUAUCCUUAAUUAUAUUUGAAAAAGCACUAUCCAUCGCCGAUCUCGCCAACAUUGUACUUUGGGCUCACCAGUUCAAUAUCCGCGUCGUGUCGGUAUCAGACUGUGAUGGCAACGUUCCUGCCCUUAAAGAACACAUUGAUUCCCAAAUCCGAAGGCAUCAUUCAGUUUUGGAGGUAACUACUGUCUCCAAAUCGAUCCGUCGCUAUGUAUUUCAUACCACAGACAGACACGGCAAAAAUACGGAGUUGUUGUUGAACUACUGUCAUAUCAACCGCGGCUUGUGGGACUUUUGUGAUAUUGCCCGGAGCUUAUGUUCCAGUUCAGUUCCUAUCACCAGCGAGCAACUCGCCGAAACCGUCAAAGAUAUCUCCCGUUUGCCAUCGGUUGACCUAACGGUUCAUUUCGGAACAUACGCCAGUCUCCUUGGCAUCUUUCCUUGGCACAGUCGGUGCUCUGAGUUUUUAACCAUGACCUCCCAUUGGCAUAUUCAGCGGGAAGACUUUCUUCGUUUGCUCUCUCGUUUCGGCGCCAUCAAGCAGCGAUGGGGACGGUGACACAAUUAUGUCCUGCAUUCGACAAUUUCCAGAUAUGACAUGUGAUACACUUCAUUUAUUUAUAACAUAUUUUUCUAGAA
Dicrocoelium dendriticum is the source of this 819-nucleotide messenger RNA. NCBI's taxonomy places the organism in Eukaryota, Metazoa, Platyhelminthes, Trematoda, Plagiorchiida, Dicrocoeliidae. The record is from the annotation of a GenBank genome assembly.